UAAUGAAGGUGGAUUGGAUUGAAUAAAUUGGAAUCAAAUGAUGGUCUUAAGGGCUAAUAAACCAGUUGAUUCAUGGAGCUCUAUUGGAGUGGAGCUUGGGAGAUUUUUGAAGGUUAAAACCAAUUUUCACUUCCAACCAUUUUCGGCAAAUCAAUCCCUAUUUUUCUUAAGAAACCCGUCGGAUCGUGAUCAUCUGCUUAAAAUUGGAGUUUGGUCUUGCAACUCUUAUGCCUUCAAAUUUGUAAACUGGUCUUCUAAAGAAAAUCUCUACACUCAGUCCAAUAAUGAGGUUUCUUCUGGGUCCUGGGUAUUGAUCCAAGGGGUUCCUUUUUCUUUAUGGAACCAAAUAACUUUUCAAACUAUUGGUGCAAAGCUUGGAGGUUUAAUUCAGGUCUCUCCAUUCACGGCUAAUGGCUGGGACAUCUCUGUUAUGAAACUCAAAGUUAAAGGACCACUUGUUGUUGGUUUUUCAAAGCUUCGUAUCAACUUCAAGUCUUUUCCUUUUUCUGCUACGGUCUCUCUUGCUAUUGAUCAAUCAGAAAACAUCAUUUCGUCCUUUGGAAGGAUAACCAUUAAGAAAGAGGAAUUGGAGCUAAGCAGUACACCAAAAUCUCCUUCUCAGGAGGAAAUUCCGGCGCGCAGUAUUCCGGCAAACCAGGACGAGGAGAACCCGGAUUUUGCAGUUAAAGGUCCAGCUGUUGAUCUCUCGUUGGACGAUUUUCCUGUGUUUGCAACGGUACAAUUAGGGUCAAAAGUUAGUACAUCCAAUGGAGUUCAGUCACAGUCUUUGCCUCUUGAGUUGACUGCUCAUCCAGCUGGUGCAAGCUCGGCCGCAAGUCCCCUUCGAAUGUUGCGCCACUCUGAAAUGUUAAUCAAUGGAAUUAUCGUGAACAAAGGGACCCAUAAGGUUCAAACGGUUACUUUGGAUGUGGUGUGUGAAGCCCAUGUGCCCACUAGCCCUACAUCUGUUCAUACGGAUGAAAACUGGGUUAAGCAUAAGCAAGUCGGUACCUUCCCUAAGGGAUUUCUUGAUAAGAUGAAGGGUACUAAUGGUGAUAAAUAUUUAGAUCAUUAUAGUACUUCUUCGCUCUCGGAAGAUUCAGCACAUAUCUUGAACCAAGGAGGGAUAUGUUCUAAGUUUGCCACCGAUAAUAUCGAUCCGGCAGCUGAAAUUAUUCCAGAUACGUUUGAUAAUUCUAAUUGUGUGGUGAAUAUAGAAAAUGGGAUUGGCGAGAGAGUUGAGAGUCUGAUGGAUAAAAGGCUACAACAAUCCAAUGGCUACUUUGGCAAAAUUUUGGAGCCUUGUGGGUCUUCUUCUGAGAUGGAAUCGAAGCAAGUAAAUGGCUCUUUCGACUCUUUUGUGGCUGAAACAGAAAAUUGGAAUUCAGACAAGGAAUUAGAGGGUCCUGAAUUUGAUUUAAAUCAAAAGGAAAGUCAAAUGGGGGUGAUACAAGUACUUUGAUGCCAGCCUUCGAGUGCAUACCAUUCAGCUUCCACUGGAUUUUCUCUGCUGUCUAUGGUCCGUGUGAUACUGUCGAAAGAAGAAACUUAUGGCAAGAACUUCAACUGAUGAGGCUUAUCUGGAAUCUUCCUUGGUGUAUUGGAGGGGAUUUCAAUGAAGUGAGGC
Papaver somniferum (opium poppy) is the source of this 1627-nucleotide messenger RNA. RefSeq lists its product as uncharacterized. The transcript has 2 exons. The coding region runs from base 38 to 1462 and encodes 474 amino acids. The record is from RefSeq and is a predicted model, not a curated record. Lineage: Eukaryota; Viridiplantae; Streptophyta; Magnoliopsida; Ranunculales; Papaveraceae.